ACCAGAGAGCGCCGCGCGUGCGCACUUCGCACUAUCGCUUCCCCUCAGCCGCCUCCGCUCCUCUCCGCCGUCUUCUGACCGUCCCCAGAUCUUCUCUCCCGCCUCCUCCGGCCCCUUUGCCAGCGUUCACCGGUCGGGAGCCCUCCGGUAACGCGGCGACGGCGGCGGGGACCGGGCAGAGGACUGAGAGCUUGGGGGGCCGUACCAUCAGCCAUGGGCCGCUCCUCAAAGGACAAACGGGACAUUUAUUACCGCCUGGCCAAGGAGGGCGGCUGGCGGGCGCGCAGCGCCUUCAAACUGCUGCAGCUCCAGCAGCGCUUCGACCUCUUCUGUGGUGUGCGCCGUGCAGUGGAUCUCUGCGCUGCCCCCGGCAGCUGGAGCCAAGUGCUGAGCAGGGAGCUCAGGGGGACCCCCGAGGACCCGGUGCAGGUGGUGGCGGUGGACCUGCAGGCCAUGGCGCCGCUGCCGGGGGUGGUGCAGAUCCAGGGCGACAUCACCAAGGUGUCCACAGCCCAAGAGAUCCAACGCCACUUUUCGGGGCGCCCGGCCGACCUGGUGGUGUGUGAUGGGGCCCCCGAUGUGACGGGGCUGCACGAUCUGGAUGAGUACAUCCAGGCUCAGCUGCUGCUGGCGGCUCUCAACAUCACCACCCACGUCCUGAAGAAGGGGGGCACCUUUGUGGCCAAGAUUUUCCGUGGGAAGGAUUCCCCCCUGCUUUACUCCCAGCUGCGCCUCUUCUUCACCGACGUCACCUGCGCCAAACCCCGCAGCAGCCGCAACUCCAGCAUCGAAGCGUUCGUGGUUUGUCGUAACUACAGCCCCCCCCAGGGCUACGUGCCCACCAUGGACAACCCGCUGCUGGAUCCCGAUGGGGUUCUGGCGCUGUCGGAGCUGUCGGGGCCAUCGCGUCUCAUUGUCCCCUUCGUGGCAUGCGGGGAUCUGAGCGCAUACGACCCCGACCGCACGUAUCCGCUGCAGCUGUCCCCGGAGCAGCCGUACCGCUACGUACCCCCCCCAACCCCCCCCAUCGCACCCCCCUACGCUGCUGCGCUGCGCCGGCAGCGCGGGGGGGGGCCCUCGUGCAAGGGGGUGGGCGUGCAAGGAGCCUCAUGUGAGCAGCUGGGCGUGCAAGGAGCCUCAUGUGAGCAGCUGGGCGUGCAAGGAGCCUCGUGCGAGCAGCUGGGCAUGCAAGGAGCCUCGUGUGAGCAGCUGGGCAUGCAAGGAGCCUUGUGUGACAAGGUGGGCUUGCAAGGAGCCUUGUGCAAAGACACAGAUGUGCAAGAUGAGGAAGGAGAAGCCUUGCACGAGACGGGUGUGCAAGCAGCCACGUGUGAGAUAAGUGUGCAAGGCGCUAUGUGCAAGGAGAUAGGCGUGCGAGGAGCCUCGCGUGAGCAACCGGGUGUGCAAGGUGCCUCGUGCAAGGGGAUGGGCGUGCAAAGAGAUGGAGAAAGAGGAGCGUCGUGCAAGGAGAUGCGUGUGCAAGAACCCCUGCGUGAACAACUGGGUGUGCAAGGACAUGAGAGAGGAAAGGGAGCCCCGUGCAAGGAGAUGGGCGUGCAAGGAGCCAUGUGCAAGAUGGACGUGCAAGGAGCCUUGUGCGAGGCGGAGGAAGGAGCUGUGUGCAAAGAGGGGGGUUCCCAGUGCAAGGAGACGAGCGUGCAAAGCCCCUCGUGCAAAGAGAUGAGUGUGCAAGCAGCCUCGUGCGACGGAGCCGGUGUGCAAGGAGCUCUCCAUGAGCAGGAAGAACACUUGUGCAAGGAGCUGCAGCGCCAGGGCAUCACACAGUAACACCCCCCCCCCCCGUGCAAGGCCACGAGUGUGCAAGGCAGUCGUGCAAGGACCCUUGUGACAAUAGGUGUGCAAAACAGCAACAGAAAUGUGCGUGCAAAACGAGUGUGCAAAGCCCUCGUGCCGAACCA
This is a messenger RNA of Gallus gallus (chicken), 1919 nucleotides long. It is a transcript of the gene FTSJ1, whose product is annotated as FtsJ RNA methyltransferase homolog 1 (E. coli). NCBI's taxonomy places the organism in Eukaryota, Metazoa, Chordata, Aves, Galliformes, Phasianidae. Gene Ontology annotation, molecular function: tRNA methyltransferase activity; S-adenosylmethionine-dependent methyltransferase activity. Bases 214 to 1788 code for a protein of 524 amino acids. Gene Ontology annotation, biological process: tRNA methylation; cytoplasmic translation. The record is from RefSeq and is a predicted model, not a curated record. Gene Ontology annotation, cellular component: cytoplasm. The transcript has 11 exons.